AAUUCCCCAAGAAGACUGGCCGAAUAAUCCUAUCUAAAUUGCCCACGGGAAGUAUAGAAACAAGAACUGUUCAUAACCCCAAUCUGUCUUUUAUUCUACUAAGUUUUCAUUUACAACUUUAAUGGAUAACAACCGAGAAUUUCGGGUCAAAGCCGGUAUUUUCUUAGCAGUCGUGUCUGGAAUCUCCGCAUUUGUCGGUUUUGGAACUACUGUUUUAACAGCUAGAAAACAAGACCCUAAGUAUUUUGGCAGAGGAUUGAUCCCCACGAGACAACUCCCAGAGAGCGGAGCUGCGUUAGCUCUUAGAGCGCUAGGGUGGGGAACCUUGUAUGCACAUUUAGGUUGUGGAUUAUUUUUUUAUGGAAUAUGGAAAUUAUCGGGUGCUAAAGAUUUAGCUGAAUUUAGAGAUAAAAUGGGAAAACUCUUGCCAAAUAUACCAAAAAAUAAUCCACCCCAGGGAAGGACUGAAUUUGAUGGCUUAAAUGAUCUGCUUGAAUAUAUUUCUCAACAAAAAAGAGUUGAAAACCAAAAAACCGACUGAUACUAGUUAGGCAUGUAGUAAUUUAUUAAAGUUUAUAAUUUU
Messenger RNA from Cylas formicarius (sweet potato weevil), 583 nucleotides. Its product is annotated as transmembrane protein 242. The coding region runs from base 122 to 541 and encodes 139 amino acids. The transcript is spliced from 3 exons. NCBI's taxonomy places the organism in Eukaryota, Metazoa, Arthropoda, Insecta, Coleoptera, Brentidae. The record is from RefSeq and is a predicted model, not a curated record.